This is a messenger RNA of Fraxinus pennsylvanica, 792 nucleotides long. The record is from the annotation of a GenBank genome assembly. Lineage: Eukaryota; Viridiplantae; Streptophyta; Magnoliopsida; Lamiales; Oleaceae.
AUGGAGUCACUAACAUCAUCUGCCCUCUCGAAUUGGGUGGUUCCCAGUUCAUCUCAACCCUUCCUCAGAUCUUCAAACUGCUCUUUCCGAACACCUUUUAAUUGUAAAAACACUGAAUUCCCUUUUCUUCUCCUUAAAACCACAAAUCUUUAUCCACUUAAAUUUUCCACAGUAUAUACCAGAGCUACCCUUGAUGAGAAGAACCAAAAUUCGACUGCCCCAGUUCUUGUUCAAGAAGAACAAGAAAAAAAACAACCCAAUAAGGAAGUUGAAGAGAGUGUGAAAUUGCUUAAGAAUGCAGCCAAGACGAGAAAAGUUCCAGCAGAGGAAAUUCUAUCUGCUUUUUCAGUGAUUGAGAAGGCAAAACUUGAUCCGUCCGGUUUUUUUGAAACUCUUGGAGGAUCCCACUCACCUGGAAGAACUUGGAUGCUUAUAUUUACUGCUAAGAAACAAUUGGAAGGCGGUAGAUAUUUCCCAAUUACAGCCGUUCAAAGGUUCGAUGCUGCAGGUAAGAGGAUUGAAAAUGGAGUUUACUUGGGCCUUCUAGGAUCUUUGACUUUUGAAGGCAGGCUUUCAUGGAAAAAUAGAAUACUUGCAUUCAUUUUUGAGCGGAUUCGGGUAAAAAUAGGUCCUUUUAACCCAUUUGAUAUAAGUAUCAAAGGAAAAGAUGAACGAGAGCCAAGCAACAAAGAUCCAUUUUUCAUCUGGUUUUAUGUUGAUGAGGAGAUAGCUAUUGCUCGAGGCAGAAGUGGAGGGACUGCUUUUUGGGUCCGUUGUCAACGAGUCACCUGA